Anguilla anguilla (European eel) is the source of this 2234-nucleotide messenger RNA. Its product is annotated as multidrug and toxin extrusion protein 1-like. Gene Ontology annotation, biological process: xenobiotic detoxification by transmembrane export across the plasma membrane. Lineage: Eukaryota; Metazoa; Chordata; Actinopteri; Anguilliformes; Anguillidae. Gene Ontology annotation, cellular component: membrane. The coding region runs from base 246 to 2000 and encodes 584 amino acids. The record is from RefSeq and is a predicted model, not a curated record. Gene Ontology annotation, molecular function: antiporter activity; xenobiotic transmembrane transporter activity. The transcript has 17 exons.
UGUAAUCAAGGAUGUCGUUUUCACCUUAACAUCGCUGUAGGCAAUUUCCUUAUAGGCACAGCUUGUCCAGUUAUUUUUGGGGCGGUGCUAAGAUAUCUUAAAAGUUAGCCUAUUUUGCCUAAAGUGACGAUCCGUAGGCCUAUUCAGCUACAAAUAUUUCCAUAGCACCAGAAAGGCGUGCAUCGUAGCCUAGUUUACGCUGUAGGCUAAUAUAGGGUAGGUCUACUUAUGCAUUUUGCUACAGAAUGGAGACGACCCACGUUGAAACUAGCGAGAUGAACGGAAACCAUUAUUCGGACAGAAAGGCUGUCACAAACUCGGACUCAAGUCAACAAAAUGUUUACGGAUUUUACAGGCGUCUGAGGCGUGGGAUACCUCUCGACUUCUGGAAAGAAAUCCUUCAGUUAGCACAAUUAGCUGGACCCCUGCUCAUUUCUGAGCUUCUUAUGUUUUUUAUACCUCUUGUCAGCACCGCAUUCUGUGGAAAUCUGGGGAAGACAGAGCUGGCUGCAGUUGGUCUGGCAACAGCUGUGAUCAAUGUUACAGCUGUUUCAGUUGGAUUUGGAUUAGCGUCAGUAUGUGACACAUUAUUAUCUCAGACCUUUGGGAGCUGUAACUUAAAGAGAGUGGGGGUCAUUCUGCAGAGGGGUAUCCUAAUUUUACUUCUGGCUUGUUGCCCAUGCUGGGCUAUUCUUAUGAAUACAGAAUCCUUCGUCCUGGCUGUCAAGCAAACCCCAGAGGUGGCCAGGCUGGCCCAGAUGUAUGUGAAGGUCUUUAUGCCUGCACUACCUGCAGUAUUUUUAUUCCAGCUACAAGGAAGGUAUCUUCAAACUCAGGGUAUAAUAUGGCCCCAGGUGAUCACAGGAAUUGUGGGAAAUGUCCUGAAUGCAUUGAUCAACUACAUCUUCCUGUUUGUACUGGACCUUGGUGUAGUUGGUUCAGCUGCAGCCAACACCAUAUCCCAGUACUACCUGGCUCUGUUCCUGUUUGCCUACAUUUACUGCAAGGGUUUGCAUAAGCCCACCUGGGGAGGCUGGUCUGUGGAAUGUCUGCAGGAAUGGGGAUCCUUCCUCAACUUAGCCAUACCCAGCAUGCUCAUGACAUGUCUGGAGUGGUGGGUAUAUGACAUUGGCGGAUUCCUGGCAGGUCUAAUAAGUGAGGUGGAACUGGAUUCACAGUCAGUCGUCAAUGUGCUCUCUGGUCUGUCAUUUAUGUUUCCUCUAGGCCUCAGUGUAGCUGCCAGCGUGAGAGUGGGGAAUGCUCUGGGAGCUGGAAAUGCACAGCAGGCUCAGCUGUCCAGCAUGGUCUCCGUAGUAUGUGGAGUUGUGAUUGCCUUGUGUGUGGCACUGACCAUUGGGAUGACAAAGGAUGUGAUUAGCUUUGUCUUCACAAGUGACCAGCAGAUCAGGAAAAGAGUUGGGGAGGUUAUGGUUCUCUAUGCACCCUUCCACUUAUUUGAUGCAACGGCAGGUGUGAUUGGGGGCAUUUUGAGAGGGGUGGCAAAACAGAAGAUUGCCGCAUUUUGCAAUCUGGUGGGGUUCUACUUCGUGGGGUAUCCCAUUGGAAUGUCCUUGAUGUUUGCAGCGAAUCUUGGAAUCACCGGUUUGUGGACUGGCCUUUUAAUUUGUGUUUUCCUCCAGGCUGGUUUGUUUUUAAUCAUCAUUCUCAAACUGGACUGGAAAAAAGCUGGCAUUGAGGCGCAAGUCAGGGCUGGAGUACAGACGACAGAGCAGAGCGAUCAGGCGCAGGCCAUGGAGAUGCAGGGUGGCGCCCAUGGUCUUCCAGAAAUUACUCCAGGCAUCCAUGAUGGGGAGCACAGGGAGUUCAACUCAGACCUGGAAGGGCUGCAUGAGAGAGAAGGUGGGACCCUCACCACAGUGGGGGAGGUGCUGUCUUUCAGGCAGCUGUUUCUGCGCCGGGGGUUAGCGCUGUGCGGUAUGUUGGUCGUCCUAGCUGCUGGUAUCCUUGCCAACAUGCUGCUCCCUGCAGUCUUUAAAUAAGGGAUGCUCAUACUAUCCUAAUGGAUGGUUAUCCUACCUAGUGGACCCACAACCAAGUAGGAUCCAGAAAUAAUGUGAUUUUUUUAUAUGCCAGUAUAUUGAUGGAAAAUAUCUAAAUAAUUUAGUACAUUCAAUAUUUUAAGACAAACCGUGAUUGUAUGCAUACUGGAAAUAAAAGCAAAUGUAAUCAAAAUCAAAUCUAUUUUAUUUAACAGAAAACUGUCACAAAGACAC